GUGAAUCUGUCUCCGAUUAUAAACAAAAGCCAUCAGCGCUCUCCUUCAGGCUUCCUAAAACAGCAAAUAGAGAAGUGACGCUCGCGUCUUCCACGAAUCCCCAGUGGAGUCGCUUUCAGUCCCUCCACCUCGGCGUCGACUUAUCGCUUCCAGUCAUUUGCCCCUCCCCUUCGGGUUCUCACACGGCGGCGGCAACCUCGGCCUCCACCUCGCGUGCUAGCACACACACACACACGGCACGCUCACGCAUACCGCGCAGGCAGGCAGUGGCACUCGCAACACAGCCACGGCCGUUCCACCAGGCAUGGCACAGGGCUCUACUUCAUUAUGGCAGCAGCGCGACACAGCACUCUCGACUUCAUGCUCAGCGCCACAGAGGCGACAUUUGCUGUUGGUGGUAACAUGUUGAAUUUUUGCCUUCAUGCAGCUUGUGGCUAAGGCUUGUUAUUGAGCUGCCUCCUUCUCCCAUAUGGCCCACCUUUGUUCAAUUUUGCUGAUUGUAAUGCCAUUUUUAAAAGUCUACAAUCCAUCUUCCAAAAGGAGGGAAUGACAGAAACUAUUCAUAACUGGGAAAAUCAUGGUUACCUAGCAACAUACGUCAAUAAAAAUGGCUGCUUUGCGAAUCUGAGAAUUUAUCUUCACGGUUUGGUUUUGGUUGAUGUACAGAGUUGCAAUGAUUUGAAUGAGAGAGAAGAAACAGAACAGCUUCUAAAUAAAGUAGAAGAAAAAAUGAAAGAAUUAUUUCAUAAAAGUAUCAAAAGGAUAAAGCGCUUGCCAGUCAUUAUGAGAGGGGAUGCAAUUGAUAGAUACUGGCCUACAGCAGAUGGGCGAUUGGUGGAAUAUGACAUAGAUGAAGUUGUAUACGACGAAGAAUCAGUUUAUCAGAAUAUUAAAAUUUUACAUUCAAAACAAUUUGGAAAUAUUCUUAUCCUCAGUGGGGAUGUUAAUCUGGCAGAAAGUGACCUAGCAUAUACAAAAGCUAUAAUGGGGAGUGGAAAGGAAGAUUACACCAACAAAGAAGUGCUCAUUCUUGGAGGUGGUGAUGGAGGAAUAUUGUAUGAAAUUGUCAAAUUGAAACCAAAGAUGGUCACCAUGGUAGAGAUUGACCAAAUGGUGAUUGAUGGAUGUCGAAAAUACAUGCGUAAAACAUGUGGAGAUGUCUUGGACAAUAUAAAAGGAGAAUGCUAUCAGGUACUAAUAGAAGAUUGUAUCCCAGUCCUGAAGAGAUAUGCCAAAGAAGAAAGAAUGUUUGAUUAUGUAAUUAACGACUUGACAGCUAUUCCAAUCUCCACAUCUCCAGAAGAAGAUUCUACAUGGGAGUUUCUACGAAUGAUUCUGGACCUUUCAAUGAGAGUCUUGAAACCUGAUGGAAAAUAUUUCACCCAGGGAAAUUGUGUCAACCUCACGGAAGCCUUGUCUCUCUAUGAAGAACAACUUGGCAGAUUAUAUUGUCCUGUUGAAUUCUCAAAAGAAGUUGUAUGUGUCCCUUCAUACAUGGAGCUAUGGGUAUUUUAUACUAUUUGGAAGAAGACUGAUAUUUGAAGCUGAAAGACUCCUCUACACAUGCUGCAUGAAAUGUGUAGGCUUGCCACAUGCUUUGUCUUGGCAUCUUGACUUUAAAUUAUAUGCUGUAGAUUAUUUUGAAACUUAAUCACACUAUCAGUUAAUAAUUCUUUAAAUGUUUUUUAUUACUUUAAAAGCAAAUGCACAAUGUAUAUUUUGAUGAACUAGUAUGUUAUUUCUUAAAGUUAACUUAGCUGAAUUAGCAGCAAAAUUGUAGCUGCUGAAUGCACUGAACCUUUAGAAUGUGAUCUUUUAUUAUGUUUAUUUUAGAACUUUGAACACCGGUUUUAAAAGUCAAUAUUAGAAUUUAGUGUGAUUUAAUGUGAAUUUACUGUAGAUUUUUUUCUUCAACAUUCAUCUGUUUAAUAAUCAUGGUGUGACUUGUGCAUUUGGUGUCAUGAUCACUGUGCUUCC
Thamnophis elegans (Western terrestrial garter snake) is the source of this 1977-nucleotide messenger RNA. It is a transcript of the gene SMS, whose product is annotated as spermine synthase. Gene Ontology annotation, biological process: spermine biosynthetic process. The transcript is spliced from 12 exons. The record is from RefSeq and is a predicted model, not a curated record. Bases 547 to 1542 code for a protein of 331 amino acids. Lineage: Eukaryota; Metazoa; Chordata; Lepidosauria; Squamata; Natricidae. Gene Ontology annotation, molecular function: spermine synthase activity.